Molecule: messenger RNA, 1302 nt
Organism: Trichomonas vaginalis G3
Lineage: Eukaryota; Parabasalia; Trichomonadida; Trichomonadidae
Product: armadillo (ARM) repeat-containing protein family
Exons: 1
Coding region: 1-1302 (433 amino acids)
Source: RefSeq, a predicted model, not a curated record
AUGCGUACAUCAAACAAAGAAGAAAAGAAUGACAACACUAGUAUUCCGUCCAAGGACAAUUCGAAAAAUGUUCAUCGUUCCCCAAGAAAAGCUUUUUCUUUGUCAAUAAUGAUCCUAGACAAUCUAGAAAAGUUUAUUAAUCAUGAAUAUGAUCAAGAAACUUUCAUUACAAGUGUAAAUAAGCGUUCUCAAGGAAUGACUUCAAAAGAAAAAUUAUUUUUUGCAUCAAAAUUUAAUUUUGUUGGUUAUUUCAAUGCAUUAUUAGAAAUUAGUACGCAAAAUCAGAAUCUAUUCUACCAAGGUUUGCAUAUUAUAUCAACAUUUAUUAAAUUCCCUUCUACAAAAAAGUUAAAAUUAUAUACAGAGAAUAACAUCAGCGUACUGAACGAAAUUUUUCAUUCAUGUCCUGCAGAAAACUGCUCCGACUGCCUUGCAAUAAUAUCUGAUCUCAUUGAAUAUAAUUAUGCAUAUUUUGAAUUCUUUUACCAAAAUGGAUUUAUAGAACGAAUUCAAAAAAUUCCUCCGUCAGGCUAUGGUGUUGUAAUUAUACGAGAAAUGUAUAAAAAUAGCCCAGAAACACAAAAUGAAUUUAUUAAUCUUAUUCCUUACUUUGAAACUUCAAAUGAUGUAAAUGUAAGAAAAGAAAUCAUUGCAACACUUCAUUUCCUAUCUAUUAAUGGCGAAUCGGAUGAAAUUAAGCAGUUUUCUUUGAAUAAUUUUUUGGAACAAUUUUAUAAUCUUCAAGAUAACAAAACACAUGAGCAAUACAUUGAAACAUGGAAAUUUAUAUGCGACAUUCCUGCUGAAAAUGUCACAAUUCCUUUAGAUUAUGCUAAAAUCAUUAUUAAAUUGAUUGAAGAAACAGAACUUGACAAAGAAGAUCUCGAUCUACAAAAAAGCCAACAAGAUUUUAUCAGUGCUGCAUCAAAUUGUUUAAGACAUCUUCAUGAUGCGUGGGAAGGCGAAAUUGAUGAACAAGUUUGUACUCUUAUGAAGAAAUAUUACGGUUCUUCUAAUUUUAAUUGUAAUGUUAGUACAUUUAACUGCUUCAUUGCUUAUCUCCAUUUCGAAGAAUGGUUUGAUGAGCAAAUUGCAGAAGAUAUCAAAAACUAUUGCGAAUCUUCUGAAGUAGCAUAUGCAUGUUUCCCAAUAAUCCUUUCUGCAUUCCAUAAAUUACAAUCUGAUGAGCUUUUUGAACUGAUUCAGGAUUUAAUUCCAAUAGCUGAAAUCCACAUGCAGGAUGAUGAUGAAAAAAUCAAAAAUAUAGCUGAAUUAUUCUACAAUGAAGCCAGUCAAAUAUAA